GGCAGGUGCGACCCGGCUGCGCCCCUCCCUUUCCUUCCUGAUCCUCAUUCCAUCGCUGCCCGAAUGUUAUUUUGGAGCUGGCCAGCCUUUCCAGUAUCGAUUUUGCUCUGCUCUCUCCCUCGUCAACAAUGUUCUCCCAACAGUACAUGCCUCUUGAGCAGGACCGUCAAACAGAAUGGUGAAGCACGCGCCCAGAAUCCCCGAAUCGGAGUGGGAAAAACACAAACAGCGGAUUGUGUCGCUCUACCUCGAGCCUCGAUCGACGUUGGAAGGUACGAUGUUUCUCAUGAAGGAAAGACACGGCUUUGAGGCGAGUAAGAACCAGUAUCGGGCGAAGUUGAAGCAUUGGAAGGUGAGAAAAAACGCGACGCGCGACAUGUAUAUCUGGGUCGAUAGAAAGAUCAAACGUCGUGCACUAGAGGGAAAAGCUACGGACGUCUUCCUUGACGAGAAGCGGUUGUCCCUCAAAAAGCUUACAAAGGAGAUUGCUCGCAACGUGACUUUUACGGACUCGCUCGCCAACCUUGAGGUGCCGACGCCAGAAGGUAUCACCGUCGCUACACCCGCAGCCGGAGAUGCUGGAAGGUAUGAAAAGACAGCGGGCAUCCGACCCUUGCCUUUGUUGCAGUUGCGGGAUGAGGUCUUGCGCCUUGUUACUGAAAUUAUUCAUUCGGCGCGUGUUGAAGAAGUGCCACAGUACUUUCUGGCAUUGGAUGAAUCUGACGACAUUUUUGAUAAAGAAAUCAACAAGUCACUAUGGAUGUGGCCUGAAGCUCGUCCCUUGGAGAUAAACCUAUGCGCAAAUCCCAGUAUUACCCAUUCAACACAACAAGCGUUGGAAAGAAUGGGCACCUUACUUUGCCUCGCCAUCAACAAUCGAGUGUCCUGGCGAGUGCUUUACAAUAUCUUUCAACCCUUUAUAACAGAUUGGACGCAUGAUUUGCUCGGCUCCGUAUGCAGGUCGAAGACCACGUCGGCGAGGAUAUUAUGCAGGCUUAUUUUAUACGGGGCUGUCGAUACUGCAGACAUACUAGUAGCACAGAAAAUCAUAGAAAGUGGUAUUAAGAUCACAUCUCAUGACGGCCUGAUGACCCUCGCUUUCUGCACACGGAAUCCGAAGCUGGUCGAGCUACUUUGCAAAAAAGAAGUCCCUCUGGAGAUCAGCGAAUAUCCCCCGGAUAUAUUCACUAAAGAAGAAGAUGUCCAGAUGCUCCGCCUUCUGUUAGAAGCCGGCGUGGAUCCAGACCAUAUCAUUGAGGACGAGACGGCUGGUUUCCAUUUGAUACUUGCCGCCGAAAGAGGCUCUUUGGAAGCGGUUCAACUGCUUUUAGAGCACGGGGCAAGGGAAAGCUUGUACGACCCUAGCAAGCAUGGAAGUGCAUUACAGGCAGCAACGGCUUACGGACAUUGCGACAUAGUCGAAGCUUUGCUUUCUUCUCAAUCUCUUGCUGAUAUCGACGCACCAAGCAACUCCAAGUACCGGCCUCUGUUGGAUAAGGUCUUCCAGGACCCACACUGUGAUGUUGCCCUCGCGAUGCAAAGAGCGGCCAGAACCCCAAUCCAAAUCGCGGCCGCCAACAAUGACCUGGAGAUGGCCAAGCUACUACUGAGCCAUGCGUAUCUGAAUAGUCGACCGGCGGUUGGUUAUCACGAGAAAUUGCUUGAGGACGAACCACGCAAGACUGAGGUUGAAGAAUAUGGUGCUCUUACGGCGCUGCAAUACGCCAUAGCAAAUCAGAAUACUAAACUGGUAUGGCUCGUGUUAUAUCAUGGGGCUUAUCUGGAUCUACAAGGUCACAUUUUCAGCGACACACCGCUCCAGAUGUCUGCCAGUCUGGGGAACGAAAAACUAGUCCGCAUGCUCUUAGAUGCUCGUGCCAAAGUAAACGCUCCCCCAAAAAGGUUCAAAGGCCGGACAGCACUCCAAGCUGCAGCGGAAACGGGCAACUUGAAGGUUGCAGAACUACUGUUGGAACGCGGUGCGGAUAUCAAUGCACCUCCAGCGCAUGACCGGGGCUUGACAGCAAUUCAAGCAGCUGCACUCAAAGGGCAUGAUCCAAUGUUCGAGCUUUUAUUGGCAAAAGGGGCGGACAUAUAUGCUCCACCAGCCGAUAGAGAAGGAUUGACGACAUUGCAAGCAGCUGCUAUUGGUGGGAACGAUCAUAUGAUAGCUAGGCUAAUCGCCCUAGGCGCAGAUGGCGAAUAUGUGGCCCCUCAGGGAGGGCGCACUGCCCUGCAAGCAGUUAUUCGACAUAGAGACCAGGCACUGCUCGAAGCACUCCUCGACCACGGCGCCAAUAUAAACUCUCCUCCUUCAGAGUCCUCCGGAACUGCCCUUCAAGAAGCCAUAAAAUACAGGUGGUUCGACGGAGCAAGAUACCUUUUGUCCCGAGGCGCAGACGUCAACGCACGACCUCACGGUGAUGCGUCUUUUGGCGAUGAUCUCACAGCAUUGGGAUGGGCAAUCCAGAAUGACGACCUUGCUAUGACGGACAUGUUGCUAAUAAGUGGGGCGGAUGUUCAAUGCGCGCAGGAUAGUGCCUGCAGCUCGCCAACGGCAUUGCUAUUCGCUUUGCAUCGUGGCAAAAGCCCUGACAUGAUAGACCUGCUUUUUAGACCAGCCGACAAUAUAUCGAGCUGGCAAGCUGCUGAGUCGGCCCUGAUUGCUGCGAUAAAUAGCCAUUACAGCACGACGCCGGUUUACAAAAUGAUACUCAGCAACAUGCCCACGAUCAGCUUUCUGCCUGAUUUCUUUGUCGAAAAAGCUUGUCGGCGCGCCUGGGAUGAAAUCAUGCUCUCGGAGUAUUUAUGUCCUUCCAAGGAGAUGGCUCAGAUCGAGGUCAUCGACCUGUUCCUUAAAAAGGGUGCAUCGAUCAACGCACUAUCUCCGAGAGAAAUGGUUAACUGCCUGCAAGUCGCUCUCCACCGUGGGUGUCAGCAGAUAGCGAAAUUCCUUCUACAGCGCGGAGCCUCGCCUGACAUGUCUGCGACCGACGACGUAGCCACGCCGCUCCAAGCAGCAAUAGAUCGUGGCUACUUCGAUAUCAUUGGCAUUAUCCUGAAACAAGAUGUAAAUGUCAACGCUGCACCGACCCGCCGGAAUGGCAGAACAGCCUUGCAAAUGGCCGCACGAGAUGGCCUGUUCGGGCUGGCAUUCAAACUUCUGGAGCUCGGUGCAGAUGUUGCCGCUCCACCAGCAGAGCAGGGCGGAAGAACUGCAAUUGAUUGUGCCGCGGAGAAUGGCCGCAUCGAUAUGGUUCACUUGCUCUUAAAUGCGUAUAAGGGCGAUGAGGCGAUGGGAGAUGUCUGCGAGCGGGCUGCAGUGUACGCGGAGAAUCAAGGGCAUGUUGAGAUUGCCGAGUGGUUGAGAGAGUAUCCUUCAUAG
Messenger RNA from Aspergillus calidoustus, 3385 nucleotides. The record is from the annotation of a GenBank genome assembly. Lineage: Eukaryota; Fungi; Ascomycota; Eurotiomycetes; Eurotiales; Aspergillaceae.